Messenger RNA from Grus americana (Whooping crane), 10106 nucleotides. RefSeq names its product SURP and G-patch domain containing 2 (gene SUGP2). Bases 397 to 3681 code for a protein of 1094 amino acids. Gene Ontology annotation, biological process: RNA processing. Gene Ontology annotation, molecular function: RNA binding. NCBI's taxonomy places the organism in Eukaryota, Metazoa, Chordata, Aves, Gruiformes, Gruidae. Gene Ontology annotation, cellular component: nucleoplasm. The transcript is spliced from 9 exons. The record is from RefSeq and is a predicted model, not a curated record.
CGGGCCGGCUCCCGGCGGGGUCGGGCCACGGGGCGCGGGUGUCUUCUCCUCGUCUCCCUCCUCCCCGUGCCCGCGCGUGUGGCAGCGCGGAGCGGGGGGCUGCAAGCUGCUGGGGGGGGGGUCGCCCGGUGAGGGGCGGGAAAGCGGGAGGCGCCAAGGGCCGCGGCUCCCCCUCACGCUGCAUUUCACCUCAAGCUGGACCGCCCCGCGCGGGGAACCGGGGGAGGGAACUGUCCGCACCCCCACGGCGUGCUCACGGGAAUCCGUCCGGACCGAGCCCAGCGCGGGGCGGUCCGGGGCGCCGGGAAGGUGCCGGUAGCGUUAGCGGGAAGAACCUUCCCCGGCGUCCGUGCCCCGGUCAGGGACGGCAUUGUGCUGUUUUCCUACAGGAUAAAAAUGGCCUCUCGGCGGAUCACACGGGAGACGUUUGAUGCUGUAGUGCAGGACAAAGUUAAAAGGUAUCGCAUGGACCGGAGUGAUGCUAUAGAGGACACAAUCCAUCAUUUUAAAGCUCAUUCAAGGCUAGUCCCAAGACCAAGAUAUGAAGACAGUUUUCAUGAUGAUGGAAGAUAUACUCAUGACAACGCUCAGCACCAUCCCCAUGAUGACUGGAGUGAAGACCCUAGAGAUGACUAUCCAGGACCUUCUUACAGAUCUGCUAGUCCUCUCGUGAGGAAGGAUAACUAUUACCAUGAACAGUAUGGCCGCCCAGCAUCUCAUGACCGGGAAUUUGGCUGCCCAGCUUCGCGUGACCGGGAGUACGGGCGUCCGGCUUCACAUGACCGGGAGUACGGGCGUCCGGCUUCGCAUGACCGGGAGUACGGGCACCCAGCGUCUCGCGAUCGGGAGUAUGGGCGUCCGGCUUCCCAUGACCGGGAAUAUGGACGCCCAACUUCCCAUGACCGGGAGUAUGGCGGCCUGGCUUCUCAUGACCAGGACUAUGGCCCUCCUGACUCUUGGGAAUCCACUGGACCACAUGAAACUGAUUUUAGUUCUUCAGAUAUUUUAGGUGAUUUUAGAUCACCAGGACUCAUGGAAGAUGAAUAUGGCAACAUGGAAAACCAGGAGUAUGAUGCGGACUUUGGAAUUCAAUCUGACAGCGAGUUCCGACCCCCAAUACGGAGGGGCAACAUUGGCAGGGGAAGAGUUCUGCGAGGAAAGCGUAUUACAAGGGGUGCUAUUAAAACUAAAGUAUUCAAAGGAGAUAUCAAAAUGCCCCUAAAGAAAUGGAACACUAAAAAACUGCAGCCAGGCCCUGAUCAGAAGCCAGCUAUGCAACCUGAUCAAAUGCCAGAAACAGCUGAACGACCAAACCAGAGGCCGGUGACCAUCCAGCGCCCUAAUCAAAAGUUGCCUCUGCGACCUAAUCAGAGGCCAACUAUAACAACCCAGAGACCUAUUCUCAGGCUCCCAAAGCCUGCACAUGUUUUCAGAAAUCUCAAUUUUGACCUUGUGGACAAAUCUGACAUUUUUUCAACGUUUGGAAUAGAAAUUAUAAAAUGGGCUGGGUUUCAUGCAAUAAAAAACGAUGCAGAAUUUUCCCGGCUCUUUGGAGCUCUCUUUGAGUUAGAGACAGAAACCUGUGCAAAAAUGCUUGCUUCAUUUAAAUGCUCCUUGAAGCCAGAACACAGAGAUUAUUGUUUCUUUACUAUCAAGAGUUUACAACAUGCUGCUCUGAAAACUCCCAAAGUGGACAAUGAGUUUUUAAAUAUGCUAUUGGACAAGGGUGCUGUGAAAACAAAGAACUGCUUCUUUGAAAUAAUAAAACCUUUUGAUAAAUACAUAAUGAGGCUACAAGACCGCCUCCUGAAAGGUGUUACACCGCUGCUUAUGGCCUGCAAUGCUUAUGAAUUAAGCAUUAAGACGAGCGGUUUUGGUAAUCCAAGAGAAAUGGCUAGUGCUUUUGAGACCACUGUUUCUCUUUGUCGUAAAUCUUUAGCACUUCUGGGUCAGACCUUCGCGUUAGCAUCUGUUUUUAGGCAAGAGAAAAUACUUGAAGCUGUAGGGCUCCAGGAAAUGGCUCCAGCACCAACACUAUUCCCCAACUUUGAUGAUUCAACAUUGUUUGGAAGGGAGUACAUUGAAAACUUGAAGGCUUGGCUGGAAAAGAGUGGAUAUCCAAUUCAGAUGAAAAAAACUGAGCCAGAGUCCACAGUACAGCUUAAAAAACCCUCUCCUGACACAAAAGUUAAAAUCCCACAGCGAGCUGACCGGAAAGUUGUAGAGACAAUUGAACAGCUAGUGAAUAGCAUUGUUUCAGGAACCUUGUCUGCCAAAGAGAGAAAUGCUCAAAAGAACUGUCCUGAAUAUUGGUUCUUAUCUGAUGAAGAUAGUCUAGAAUACAAGUAUUACAGACUGAAGUUAUCAGAGAUGCAAAGGCGGACAUCAUCUGGAAAGGAAGCGGGUGGUGAGGGCAGAACACUAGAAGAAUCCGCAACAGAAUCAGUCAGGGCUAUGUUGUAUGCCAGAAGAGUUGCAAGUAUUAAGAGAAGGCUGUUUAAAAGAAAAAGGUUUGGAAUUAUCAUGCAACGUAGUAUUCGAGGAAGGAAGGUGAGGAGAGCGACCAUAGGAACGCAGACUGUGCUUUCAGCUGGUACAGUGCUGAAGCACCAGGACAAGCAUCUUCAAGGUUCAGUCCAGUCAAAGUCUUCUGUAUCAGAAACCAGCCUGUCAGAGAAGAAUUCUUCCCUGGAUACAACCUCAUCCUCACAAUGUGCCACCAGUUCAGAGGGGUGUCUGCCAGCAGAAGAAAGGGCAGAUUCUGAGGAUUUAUUAGCAUCGCCUGAACUUUUCCCACCAUUGUCCUCUCACUUUCCUGAUGUGGAUGCUAAAACAAUGCAAACUGCUGAGAAGCUUGCCAAGUUUGUUGCUCAGGUAGGACCAGAAAUUGAGCAGUUCAGCAUAGACAACAGCGCAGAUAACCCAGACCUUUGGUUUCUACAGGAUCGAAACAGUUCUGCUUUCAAAUUUUACCGAAUGAAAGUCUAUGAGUUAUGUCCAUCUAUUAACUUCAGUGCAGUGUCAGAAGCAACUGAUGCUGGGGAAAGUGCUAAACCUGAAGAGAGAAAUUUGGAUAUUUCGGAAGAGGAAGAGGAUGAAGAAGAGGAGGAAGAAGAUAACGAGGAGGAAGCUGAGUUUGAGGAGGAUAUCUCCCAGCCUUUGGAAGAGAUGGAGCAAGCAGAGGAGAGAGAAGAGGAUGACAUCUCAGCAGGUAGAAGUGUGGAAAACCUAGCUGAAGAGAUGAUUUCCAAAACAGGAGAGGAAAUUUCAACAGGUGAAAUGCAGCUAGCCACAUCAUCUGAUGGUGCUAUACCAAAUCUGUCGACACAGGCAUCAACUCCUGCCCCUGGUACCCUAUUUCCUCGCAAACGAAUCAGCAGCAAGUCUCUGAAAGUUGGUAUGAUUCCUGCAUCUAAAAGGAUUUGCCUCAUAGAAGAACCAAAAGUGCAUGAACCUGUGAGAAUUGCUUAUGAUAGGCCUCGUGGUUGCCCAGUUACAAAGAAGAAGAAGAAACCAAAAGAUUUAGAAUUUUCACACAAGAAACUGACAAACAGGAAUGUGGGCUUCCAGAUGCUUCAGAAGAUGGGCUGGCAAGAAGGACAUGGCCUUGGUACACGAGGAAAAGGAAUCAGAGAGCCUGUAAAAGUAUGCGGCCAGUUCAUUGUUUUGUUUCCUCCUUGACAUUAGCCUCUGGCCUCAGCAAAGUUGAGCGUGGAGACUUCCCGCAUUUUUCUGGCCAGGCUGGGCAAAGUCUGGUCUGGAAGGUGGCUGUUUUUUGCCAUCCAGUUUGACAUCACUGAAGGCUGCAGCAUGAAUGCUGCAGUGUAUGGACAGUUUCUAAAGAUAUAUGGGUGCCCCUGUUCUUCAGGAGGUUUUGUUUAGGGUAUUUAGAUUUUUUUAACACAUAGUAUUAUCCUGGGAAUCUUCUUGCUACCAUGCCAGGUACAUAAUAUAUAAAUAGACUUUAGGAAUAUCAUACACAGUACUCCUACGUUUAGGCAACAAAUUUAUUUUCACUCUAAUUAUGUGAUUCAUUCCACUGCAUAGUGGAAGAGGUAAGUGCAUCUGCCAGAAGGUAAGUGUGCUUUGUCCUUUAAAAUACACUUUUGUUUUUGAAUCUUCCAUUUUGUCUUUCAAAGUUGCUGUAUCCAGUGUCCACUGCUGCUAGCGCAGAGAAUGGUUAGUAUCUCCUUCAACUCCCUGACUGAAUAAGGAGGCAGAAACUAUGUGUUUUUCUCUGAACCCAUAUGACAAGCUUUCUAGUCCACACACAUAGUCUGUGGUUUAACAGUUGUCUUUCUCCAGGGAUUUCUUUGUUCUCUUCAUGCCGUGAACAGUAUUGGUCAUUUUAGUUGGUGGGAUACUUCUGGUUGUUUGCUUUCUUUUUUCCUUAGUGGUCCCUGUGGUCCAGUGGCCAUAACUAUAUUUUCUAUAUUUCCUUCUUCAGCCAUAAAUGGACAAUGAGAAAGCAGCUUAUUUGGCCUGUAGCUCUCUUGUGUUUGCCAGUGUUAAAACCUUGGUUCUUGACCUCAAAACUUGUUGGGACCAAAUAUAUGAGUAAUUUUUUUGUUUCUGUAGCUCCUGGCACAAGUUCUGCUGCACAGCUAACCAUGAGCUAUUUAAUUGUAUCUGAUCUGACAGUUAGCCAACCACAUUCUAAAAGUUUCUGGCCAUCUUUAAGAACUGCAUUUUUAAUGUGUCAAAACACAGUUUUUCCAGUUUUUUUACCCUUGUAAAGACACCUGCCAAGACUAGUGAAGAACUGCUCUCUGUACCUCUUACAAAAAUUUGUUGGCCUUUUCUGUAGUGUAGAGAGAAUUCCAUAUUAUUGAUUAUUGUCAUGGCAUGCACCUCUGCUUGCUUUCCCAUCCAAGUCCUUCUUUGGGCAGUACUUUGGGACAGUCUCGGUGAGGAUGAAACCGGUGCAAUUUAACAUUUUGCUUUCUCUUCUUAGUUGCUUUGAUACAGUGCAGGGUUGGGGUUUUUUUAAUUUGGUAAUUUGUAGCCUCUACUCUUUCCUGCUCUUUGAAAACUACCAGCUCUUUUAAUGAUGACUUGUUUAAAAGUCCACGUGCUGUCUAAUUUCAUUCUGUGAGCAAAAGGGGAUGGGAUUAAUAAUUGGAGACACUCCAGUUCUAGUGUAGAGCAUAUCUUGAUCAUUAUAGAACACUGAUAUUUAAAACUGAUGUAUUCAGGCAUAUCAGUUGUUACACAAAGAAACGUGAGGCCCUUUUUUUUGUUAGGAAAGCUUAAAGCUUGUCUUUGGCUGUGAGAGCAAGUCAUAUUUGCAAGUUUGAAUAGAUUUUUAUUUACGUUACUGUAAAAGAUACGUGGUGACUCCUUAUGGAAGUGAUGGGUCCAGAAAUUUUAAAUGGAGUUUCAUGUUAGUCUUGUGAGCUGUUCCCUGUCUUGAGAACUAAUUUGUCACAGCUAUGGGUCUGACCAAUUUCAUGGUUCAAGAGACAUUUAAAAAAAAACAACAACAAAAAACCCAACAAAACUAAAACACUUUAACUGUCAUUUAAAAUGUAACUUAACUUGAUCAUACAGCUGCCAAGUCAGACUAUGUACCAUUCAGAAGGAAAAACAGCACCCAGGGUUUCUACUGUGGACUGUAAAGUUGAAUUUGCUUUUUAGAGCCUGUGAAUAUUCUUUUAGAAUUGUGCAACAAUCUACUUGGCUUAAGUGGACCUAUUCUUACAGAAAUUGGAUAAGAAUAAUUUUUCUUAUUCUACUUAAGGUUCUCAGAUUUUUACCCUGAUAGCACGACAAUCCCAAUCUCAGUACAUGGGGGAAUCUAAAUUUUCUUACUUCGCAUAAUGAAAUCUUUAACAGAUAAUACUACUGUAAGUGACCUGGUGGAUAAAACUCAUACAGAGGAUCAUUCCUGUGGUAGAGUUUUCAUUAAUCUUAGCUUUGUAAUGCCAACGUUCUAUGCACAUAGCCUGGAGCAAGAGAUGGGUUUUAAUUAUUUGUAUCUCUGCAUUCCUGUGUCAUCCUCUCCAUCCACUUCCAGGGCAGAAAGUUGUUUUGAUAUUGUUGAGGCCUGUCUGCUUCUGUUCGCAUGUUUGGAUGAAGAGAGAUGAGUUAACGAUUCAUUUUUCUUGGAAGGGCAGGAGCUCCAGGUUUUGUCUAUGGUACGCGUCCUACAAGACUUCAACUUGCUUUGGGUGCUAGAAAUUUUAAGCAAGCAGUGUUAUGGUCCCUUGGUGACAAUUCCAUCUUUUAUCCCGAGCUACGUGGUGUUUCCUACUCAUUCCUCAAAGUCUCUGACUUCUGUCAUUUCUUAAAUGUAAGAAAUAAGGCAAUUUUUGCCAUCUUUUCAACAAGGAUCCUCUCUACCAUGAAUAAAGUGGUUAAUACAAGAGUUCAUGUAAGAAUUCAAUUUGUCAGAUGACUAUUUCUUCACUGCUCCCUUAAUAUCAUAGGAGCGUUUUCUUCUGGUGGGUAUUUGCAUGGGUAACGGGAGGUGGGAAUUGUUUUAUCGUUGAUCUGGUGUGCCAGGUACCAAGCCUCCGCUCCCCUUCUCCCCCAAAUGAAGCAGAAUUACUCUCCACCUGAAUUGUGUCUAUGUUGGAAGCUAUUGUUUAGAUCUCUUCUGCACGUUGUCAAAUGUAAUGGAAACAGAGUGUUCUAACUAUUCAUUUUACUCCCUAGGGGUGCUACCUCUGCAGGGGAGGGCUUGGGUGUUGCAGGGGAAGAAAAUAAAGAAGAUGCAUUUGAUGUUUUCCGUCAAAGAAUGAUACAAAUGUACAGGCAGAAAAGAGCAAGUAAAUAGGUAUGUGCAAUGGACACAUCUGGUUUGAAUUCCUGCAAACAUUAAAAUACCAGGGGUUUUUAAGUCUUCCUUUACCAAGAAAAUAUUACUGUUUCCAUGAGUGUAUCUGGCUUCUUAGCAUUUCAUGAAAAUCCAGACCUACGUUGAACUGCUUUGAACUGCUGAAUUACCCCAAAUCUUACUUUCUAGGUUUGGCAUAAGAGACUCGCUCACUAGGAAGUGCACGGAUAUGCAAAGGCUGCUGUGUGAAAGAUCUUCAGCAGAGUAUGCCAGUAUGAAGAACACUUUGUUCUAUAGUAGUGGACUUGAAUACUAAUGUAUUAAAACAUUUUCCAAGAUUGAAGUUAGUCUUGUAUUUAAUUGUGCAAGCUAACAACUUGAAUGUCACCUUCUGAGGAAGAAACAACUGAUUUUGUUCUCGGAAGUGCCUGUUUACCUCUCUCUUUGGCCAAAUUUGCCUGUUUUGUGAUGAGAUGGCUUACCAAAAAAUGGAAUAAGCAACAUGAAAACUAUGACUAGCCUGGUUUGGCUCUGAUCCUUUCUGAAGCCAAGAAUCUUCUCAAAUUCAGAUCUUCUUGCAAGGCAGUUCAGAUUUUAUUUUACUACAUUUUAUUGAUGGGCUAAUCUUCUGAUCUACUUCUGGAGUCUGCAUAAAGCAAUUUCCUUUCCUCCAUACGCCAUUGUAAGAAGAGUACCUACGUGCUUAUUUUGUACAGCAUUCUAGACUUUAAGUGUAGGAUGAAUAACUGAGUUCAUCUGAGUCUGAGAACACUAAACUCUUCCUUGAAAACCUUGGCUGCUCAGGUUUUUCAUUGUAAUGAACAAGUAGUACAUGUUUUAAGUGUACACAAAUUUGCAGUUCUUCAACAGAUUCUUGAAUAAUUUCUUUCCUUCUUAAAGAAGUUUAAGCUGCGAGCAGGUGAAAUUCAUAUGUUUGCAGAAAACACUGAAGAAAAUACUUGGAAGUCAGAUAUUCAGAAGUCAUCUGGAAGUGGAUCAUCAGUUUUAUAAGACCAUCAGUUUAGAGAGUCAUUUCUGUUUCUAUUAAAUAUUCGCUUUGCGGAAGUUCUUUUAUUAAAAAAUCCCAAGAAAUAAGACAAAAAAGCUUGUACUUUCAAGGGACUAUUCCAGAACUUACUGAAAGAGAAGACUGGAUUAAUCUACUGUGCAUUACCCAGCUGCUUGGUGAAGCAGUUCUGAAGACAUGAAAGAUUUAGCAGUGUUACCACAAGUAAACGUUCACGGUCUGAUCAUUCAUCUUUUCCCAACUUGCACAUUGAUAAGGGAUCUGUGACUGGAUUACUGAAAGUGACACAGCUUAAUAUCGCACUUUUUAGUGUACUCAUUCUCCAUCAUUACCUUUCUAAAACUAGUCAGAAGUCUUUACUUGAAUGUUACAGUACCAAAACCUACUUCACUGAAGUUCUCUUUAAAGAGUUUAUCUUGAGCUGAUGCAUGUUUUGCUUACUAGGAGUGAGUGCUGUCUUGCUGAUGUUUUCAUCCUGCGCCAUGCUUCUUGUAGAGCAAAAAGGUCCGUGGUAUACCACUAACAGCACCCCACAGUAAUGUGGCAGCAUCUCAAGUUCCUAACUGACAAAUAUGUAAGAAAAUGUGUUCUUCAGUUAUCAACUUGCCUGUGCCUGCUGUUUAAAAGAACAAAAUGAUAUUCUUUCUUCAUUAAAAACCCUGCUGGUUGAAAGGGAGUGUCUUCAUUUUCAUUCUGUUGCAACAAACUUUUCCUUGCUUGUAACAACCAGUUUUAGUUCAUGAAUGCAAGUUGGUUUUAUUUUUUUCUUUUCUGUAUGGGUCUUUGAAACCAUGGAAACAAAAUCAUGUUGCAGUGUAAUUUUCUGAUCACUCAGUCUUAGUUGCCUUGAAGCACAUAAUCACCAAAUAAAACCACGAUGGCAGGUAUAGAAAAAUAUGCUGGUAGUUCUGUUUUUCCAUGAACAUCAUGUGUGUCUUUGCCUUUACACUACAAGAAGUUGAAGCAUGAAGGCUAUAAAUACAAAUAAGUUUAUCUGUCAGACUUGAUUAAGGACAUUUGAUAGCCCAAACGUUUCUCUUAGGCUUCACUUGGAGAUAUUUAAAAUCCUUAAAUGUUUUGGACCGCAGGCUACUUAAAGAUCAUCAAUUACAGUAUUUGGCAGUGUGUGUGCACUUGUUAAGUUCCUAUUUGGGUGUGUUCUUCACUGCCCCUCUUUCCUUCCUGUGCCUAAUUCGCAGUUACGCAGUGUAAAGCUUGAGCCUUUUGAAAAGAUCUCUCAGUCACAGUCUGGUUUGGAAUGACACUCCUGAACCAAUAUUGUUGGUCUCCGAUUUAUUUCUCAGACCCACUCAAAGGGUUUAGCUUUUCUUUUAGUUUCAUUGAUGAAGCUGCCAGUGUUGCUGUUCCCAGUUUUUAUUUCCCUGCAAACUUAUGGUUCACCUUCUUCGUUCACAUUUACAUUUUGGAAGGAUUCUUGAUUAUACGUUACGCUAUUUCCAGAAAGGCACAAGGCGAAGUGGAGUUUCACACUAGAUUGAAAUCCACUCUCUCGGACCCAGAUCAGCACUCUGUGCUGAUUUAACUGGAGUUUGUUGGGCAUAGUACCGUUCGGGGUGCAUUUGCUAAACACCUACUCACCCAAUCUGGGAGAAUUGUUGGAAUCCAGAUUGGAAAAUGGUACUGUCCUUUCUGAGUGCAAUUCAAUUUAGAGUAUAAUGCUGUCUUGAGAAUAAAGGAGAACAAUGGGAAAAUCUUAAUCUGCUACCCUGGAUGACUGUAGUAUGGUCUGUCUUUCUUGUGCCAAACUUUAAUUUUGGACAAGAUAUCAGCAGAGCAGUACUGGUGCUGAGAUUCCAGUGUUGCUCUCAAGUGGGUUACCGUUUGCCACUUUUAUCUUGUUUUACCAAGAGAUGACCUUACGUUCCUUUUGCAAAAGGAAUUUCCUUUUAUUUUGACCUGCUUUUGCAGGCAGCUCUGAUUUGAAAAUUUUAAAUACUUGUACAUGUGAAACAUUUGUUAUGCAGAUACAUUGCCUUGUUUAAAGUUUACUAGCUUCUUUUCUGUUAUUUUAGUUCCAGGCUCUCUUCCAUGAAGACUGCAAGCUUCAGUGAACAUGUUAACUAACUUCAGUGGUGUGUCUACUGUCUUUUGGUUGGUUUUUUCGCUAUUAAUCUUGUAGAGCAAUUCGCUAGUUUCUGUUCCGUGCAAAUUGGCAGUAGUGCUAAGCUAGUAACAAUUAGACGCUUAUGUUAUUGGGUAACUGACAUUUCUUUUUAGUGUAAUUAAACAUGUUAGCAUUGUUAAUCUUUUAAUAUCUGCAAUAAAUGUAGAACUAAACAA